Oldenlandia corymbosa var. corymbosa is the source of this 1389-nucleotide messenger RNA. NCBI's taxonomy places the organism in Eukaryota, Viridiplantae, Streptophyta, Magnoliopsida, Gentianales, Rubiaceae. The record is from the annotation of a GenBank genome assembly.
AUGGCUUUGUUGACUGUUCCAUUUCUGUCACCGUCUCCGGCAUUGUCAUUUUCAGCUUCCGGCUUCAGCUCUCCGUAUUCCCAUCCUUUUCCUGGGAUUCUCUUGUUUACUUCAAAGAGAAUUAGGAGACCAAUUGCGAAGAAUAAUGUUGCUCCGAUUAUGGCUUCUGCUGAUGCUGCUCAGAGUGACAGACCCACAAAAUUAGUCACGUUUUUGGGCAAAGGAGGUUCCGGCAAAACCACCUCUGCCAUCUUUGCUGCUCAGCAUUAUGCAAUGGAGGGGCUUAAUACGUGCCUUGUGAUACACUCUCAGGACCCUACAGCCGAUUUCUUACUGAAUUGUAAAAUUGGAACGUCUCCUACCAAAUGCAACAACCACCUCUCUGCUGUUAAAUUGGAAACUACUAAAAUGCUUAUUGAACCUCUCCGUCGUAUCAAGGAAGCUGAUGACCGUCUUCAACUGACACAAGGAGCUCUUGAAGUGGUGGUUGCAGAAGAGCUUGGUGUACUUCCCGGAAUGGAUUCUAUAUUUUCUGUCUUGGCACUGGGUAGACUCUUAGGAUUUUUGAGGAAUGAUUCUCAGCAAAACAGUCAGCAGGAGAAAUUUGAUAUUAUCGUACUUGAUGGUAUGAGCUCAGAGGAAAUAGUUCGGAUGAUUGGUGCAACCAGCAAAUCAAGAUUGUAUUUGAAGUAUUUGCGCAGAUUGGCUGAAAAAACAGACAUGGGAAGGUUGGCAGGGCCCUCCCUUCUGAGACUUUUGGACGAAGCUAUGGGUUUUAGUAAUCCAGGGGCAAUUCUUAAUGGUAGCUCACAAAUUUGGGAUCAACUGGAACAGAUAUUAGAGAGAGGAUCUUCUUUCUUUAAUGCAUUGCAAAGCUUUGCCUGUUACCUUGUUGUGGACUCAAACAGGCACCUAUCUCUAGCUUCAGCAUUACGCUACUGGGGAUGUGCAAUUCAAGCUGGUGCCCAGGUCUCCGGAGCUCUCACCUUUGGAACACAAAACACUAAAAUAGAGUUGGCAGAUGUUGCAAAGAACUUCUCACCAUUGCCUUUUGCAUGUAUGCCACAUCUCUCAUUGAGUAGCUAUCCAGACUGGAAUGGUGUUUUGAUGGAUGCCCAAAGUCAAGAUGCACGGAGGAUACUUAGGUUAACAGGCCAUGACUCAUCCAUCUCACCUCCUGUCAAUUUCAAUCCAAGCAAUAAAUCGAUCACACUUUUGAUGCCUGGCUUUGACAAGUCAGAAAUCAAGCUAUAUCAGUUUAGGGGAGGAUCUGAAUUGUUGGUUGAAGCAGGUGAUCAAAGACGAAUCAUCCAUCUGCCUUCUCAGAUCCGGGGGAAAGUUGGGGGCGCCAAAUUCAUUGAUAGAAGUCUAGUAAUCACAAUGCGUUAG